Molecule: messenger RNA, 3249 nt
Organism: Arachis ipaensis
Lineage: Eukaryota; Viridiplantae; Streptophyta; Magnoliopsida; Fabales; Fabaceae
Biological process (GO): signal transduction; protein phosphorylation
Cellular component (GO): cytoplasm
Molecular function (GO): protein kinase activity; ATP binding
Source: RefSeq, a predicted model, not a curated record
UUUCUAAAAAUUGUAUUCAAACACCAAUUAAAAAAAAUACUUAAAAAAAAAAAAAACCAAUCCAAACAAACACUUAACUCGACUUAUAUUUACAUCCUACAUCGGAUUUUCGUGUUUGCGAAUGAACACUGAGCAGCCUCUAUCUUUUACAGGGAUUGUUUUAACAUCAAAAGAGAGUCAUGGAACAAUUUAGACAGAUUGGUAAGGCAUUGGGGAGUUUGAAGGCUUUGAUGUUAUUCAAAGAGAAUAUUCAAAUCAAUCAAAGACAGUGUUGCCUUCUUCUUGAAGUGUUCACCUUUGCAUAUGAUACUAUUGCAGAUGAGAUCAAACAGAACCUCAAAUUUGAAGAAAGGAAUGUGAAAUGGAAAGGAUUAGAACAACCUUUGAAAGAGAUUCACAAGAUCUUCAAAGAAGGUGAAUCAUAUGUUAGGCAUUGUUUGGAAACAAAGGAUUGGUGGGCUAAGGCUAUUAUAUUGUGUCACAACACAGAUUCUGUUGAGUUGCAUAUACAUAACUUGAUUUGUUGCAUGCCAGUUGUGAUUGAAGCUAUCGAAUUGGCCGGAGAAACUUCAGGGAUCGAUCAGGACGACAUGAAUAAGAGGAAGUUAAUAAAUUCUCAUAAGUUCAGAACAGAGUUUAGAGAUAUGAACCUUUUUCAAUGGAAAUUUGGGAAACAGUAUUUAAUUACACCUGAGUUUUGCAGCCGAUACGAAACGGUUUGGAAGGAGGACAGGUGGUUUCUUCAACAGAAAAUGCAUGAGAAGAAGAUGGCAGGAGCAACAAAGCAAGAGAGAAGAUUGAUAGAACUUAUUUUGAAGAAUUUGCAAGAAUCAUGGGAAGGGAAGCUUAUUCCAAGUUCAACCUUGGUUGGAUCUAAGGACUUCCAGGUUAAGAGAAGGAUGGGGAAUGGACAAGACAAGGAAAUUGCGUGGUUAGGCGAAAGCUUCGUGAUCAAGCAUUAUACCGGAGAGAUCGAAGCUUGGGAGCCAGAGAUCAGAGAAGUUUUGUCUCUGUCUCAUCCAAACAUAAUGGAUUGUCUUUGUGGUUUCACGGAUGAUGACAAGAAAGAAUGUUUCUUGCUUACGGAAGUUAUGAGCAAAACAUUAAGCACUUACAUCAAGGAGAUCCAUGGCCCCAAGAAGCAGAAACCAUUCUUACUCCAUGUCGCGAUCGAUCUUAUGCUUCAGAUUGCGCGAGGAAUGGAAUACCUGCAUUCAAAGAAAAUUUAUCAUGGAGAGCUAAAUCCUUCAAACAUUCUUGUUAAGCCAAGAGGUAACUUGCCUGAUGAUUACUUGCAUGCCAAGGUAACUGGUUUCGGCCUAUCUUCGGCCAUGGAAUCAAACCAGAAAGGGGGUACAAAUCAAAAUCAGAAUGGAACUUCACCAUUCAUCUGGUAUGCUCCAGAAGUACUUGAAGAGCAAGAAAAUUCCGGGGGUGCCUUGCAAUGCAAGUAUUCAGAGAAAUCUGAUGUUUAUAGCUUCGGAAUGGUUUGCUUUGAGCUUCUAACAGGUAAAGUCCCUUUUGAAGAUAGUCAUCUACAAGGAGAGAAGAUGAGUAGGAACAUAAGGGCAGGGGAGAGGCCACUUUUCUCGCUAAAUUCGCCGAAAUAUGUCAUCAACUUGACAAAGAAAUGUUGGCAUACAGACCUGAAUCAGCGUCCGAGCUUCUCUUCCAUCUGUAGAAUUCUCCGGUACAUAAAACGGUUUCUUGCCAUGAAUCAUAGUCAUAUCACUCAAUUAGAGGCACCGGCGCCAACGCCGGCUAUAGAUUACUGUGACAUAGAGACUGCACUUUUGAAGAAGUUUCCUACUUGGGGGAAUUCUGAAUCUACAUCGAUAUCACAAAUUCCUUUUCAAAUGUUUUCCUAUCGAGUCGCGGAACGAGAGAAAACAGGUACAUACUCUAAGGAGAACUCUGAAUCUGGAAGCGACGCUUCGGCGUGUGGAGAUGAUCUUGCUACCUCCGGAGAUGAGGCAUUCAUAUCAUCCACAAAUGAAAAGAAGAUUUGCCCUGCAAAUGAAAGCAUGAGUACCAAGAAGCAUUCACUAGCAAGGAAAUCAUUAGAUUUUAAUAAGCCAAUAAAACAGCAAGUUACACCAAGAUCAGCAAGGCCUCCGCAGAUGUCGUCUUUUGGGCGGCCGAAGAGGACUAGUUCGGACCAGCAAACAUCGAAUUCAAGAACAAGAAGAACAGCUUCGGGUCAUGUCUCGGAUUCCGAGCUCUCUUAGAUCUUCACAGCAUAUCAUCAUCAGAAUUCAGAACUUAACACUUUAAGUCUUACUUCAGGCCCUAUGCAGAUUCCUUGAUCAACUAUAAAUUCCAAGAUGAUUCUCUCAAUUUGCAAAGGAAGGAUUGAUUCUUACAUAGUUAGCUUAAGAUAUUUCAAAUUAAGGUAUUCCUAAAAAAUGAUGUCGUUUGUAAGUAGGGAUAUAAGAGCAGCAAGCCUUGUAUACACUAAAAAUUCUUCGUCCGCCCUAAAAAUAUUCUUCACAAUCGAACAACAACGACUUUUCAAGUGUGUAAUGAAACCACUUAUCUCAAAAUUUUAGACUUUUUAAUCAUAGAAGUUCUUAUAUCAUAUCAUAAAAAUACGUAUUCCAAAAACUUAAAUUGUUAGAUAGAAGUAUAUGAAUAGUUAUAUAUCACACAAAAUAUAAUAGUUAUGUAAUAUAGAAAGAGAUAGAAAUGAACAAGAAUAAAAGGUGAAAAGCAUGCAACUUCUGCAUAAUUUUGAAUGAUGGUGUACAGUAAUAUAUAUUUUUUCCCUGUAUCAACUACAGUUAGCUUUCUUUGUAAGUAAUUCAAAAGCACAUAUGGUAUUCUUUUGAUAAAUUACAAUUUCAUUUGGAAAGUCAUGGAAAUUAGUGAAUAAUAUCUGGGGUGCAUCCAAAUCUGCAAUUUCAGUAAUAUAUUUUCCUCACUUCCUUAACAGACUGCAGUCUCCACCCAUCCAUGGAGAAACUUGGGGGAAGGAGCAAAUUCAAUGAAUUUUGAAGGACAACAAUCUUCAAGUCUGGUGCAGCUACCUUGUCGAUUUGAGAGCCGCGACAAAUCAAAGAAAACAUAGUAGUCAAGUGAAUCUUCUAAGAGAGUUACAAGGCUCCAACUUCACUGAUUCUUCAAUUCAAAAAUCAUAUAUUUUGGACAUGCUUCAUAAAUUUCUUGUUCAUCAAGAAAUAGCUUCUUUGAGUCAAUGCCAUUGGACAAACUCAGAGAUCCCAUUCAAGCUUUAUUCCCUUGUUAAUAAUU